UGUUUAACCUCACGCUCUCUCGUUAGGGAUUUGGAAGUUGCCUCCCUUUGGUGUUCAGAUGAAGAGAAAGGAGACGGUGUAGAUUACUGUUGUCUUGAGUGAGUUAUGUCAUGUUGCAUUCUCCUCUGCACCUCAGCUGAGCCAGUGGGAACCACUUCUAUGCCCCUUUCUUCUGCUACAGUUUGCAGUCUCUUCCAGCAUCAAAUCUGCCAGACCAGGACGCACAAAGAAAAUGUUUCUAUCCAAAAAGACACCUUGUCAGAGCUAGCAAACAUAGAGGUUUUGUAUCUUGGACAGAACUGUUACUACCGCAAUCCAUGCAAUGUUUCRUUUGAAAUUGAGGAAACAGCCUUUCUGGGGCUGAAAAARUUAACAAUACUGUCCCUGAAGGCCAACAACUUAACACACAUUCCACCCAAUUUGUCGUCUACUUUAAAGGAAUUGUACAUUUACAACAACAUGAUUGAAGUGAUUGAAGAGCAGGAUUUAAAGGCCCUYCCCARCYURGAAAUUCUCGACAUAAGUGGCAAUUGCCCACGUUGCUACAAUGCCCCAUAUCCUUGCAUUCCCUGUCCCAAGGGCUCCAUUGAGAUCCAUUCAAAGGCUUUUGACUCCUUGGAAAAUUUAAGAGUUUUGCGACUUCACAGUAACUCUCUUGAGAGCAUACCCAGCAGCUGGUUUAAAAACAUCAAGAAUCUCCAAGAACUUGACCUCUCCCAAAACUUCCUCAUGARGGAGAUUGGAGAUGCUCAGUUUUUGAYRUUUAUCCCCAGCCUUGURCAGCUUGAUCUGUCCUUUAAUUUUGAGCUGAAGAUGUAUUCUCCCUCCUUGAAUCUUUCUAAGACAUUUUCUUCCCUCUCUAACCUGGAAACCCUGAGGCUCAAGGGUUAUGUCUUUAAGGAACUGAGAGCACAAGAUCUACAGCCACUGCUCGGUCUUAGGAAUCUCACCAUGUUGGAUCUCGGCACUAAUUUUAUUAAAAUUGCAGACCUGACAGUGUUUGAAGAAUUCCCAGCUCUUAAGUUCAUUGACCUCUCAGUGAAUAAAAUUUCUCCUUCUUCUGGGGAAAGCAACUUCUAUGGAUUUUGCUCUAAUCCUGGCAUUUCAGUGGAACAAUACAACAGGCAAGUACGACAAGAGAUGCAUUAUUUCAGGUAUGAUGCAUAUGAGCGUAGUUGCCGUUCCAAAGACAAAGAGGAUUCUUCCUACCAAUCUUCAGUUAAGGAUGAUUGCCUUAACUAUGGAAAGACUCUGGAUUUAAGCAGAAAUAAUGUAUUUUUUGUUAACCCCUCAGACUUCCGGGGACUUAGCUCUCUCAGAUGUCUCAACUUGUCAGGUAAUGCAAUAAGUCAGACAUUAAAUGGAAGUGAAUUCUCUUACUUGUCUGGAUUGAAAUAUCUGGAUUUUUCUAACAACAGGGUUGAUUUGYUAUACCAAACUGCUUUCACAGAGCUCAAAUUUCUAGAAAUUCUAGAUCUGAGCAAUAAUCAAAAUUAUUUUGAGGCUGAAGGUGUUACUCAUGUGCUUAAUUUUUUGAAAAACCUCGCCCAUUUGAAGAAGCUGAUGAUGAAUGACAAUGACAUUUCUACCACGAUUGAUAGAGGAAUGGAAAGUCAAUCUCUUCGAAUUUUAGAAUUCCGAGGAAAUCAUUUAGAUGCUCUCUGGGUGGAYGGMAAUGAUAGAUAUUUGUCCUUCUUCAAGAAUCUGACCAGCCUGGAAGAAUUGGAUAUUUCCUUCAACUCGCUCAGAUUUUUGCCUCCUCUUGUUUUUGAAGACAUGCCUCCCAGUCUCAAGAUCCUCAACUUAACAAAUAAUCUACUGAAGAGUUUCAUCUGGGGAAGCCUYCCCUCUCUGAGGAACCUAGUAACUCUAGACCUGAGCAAUAACCUUCUGACAACUGUUCCCCGAGAACUGUCCAAGUAUACUUUAUCACUCCAAGAACUGAUGCUUCGUAACAAUCGCAUUCAGUGCCUAACCCAACAUUUUCUCAGAGGUGCUUUUCAGCUGAGGUACUUGGACCUCAGCUCAAAUAAGAUUGAAAUAAUUAARAAAUCUAGCUUCCCUGAAAAUGUUAUUAACAAUCUGAAGAUGCUGCUGUUGCAYGGCAAUCCCUUUAAGUGUAACUGUGAGGCCGUGUGGUUUGUCCGGUGGAUCAAUCAGACACAGGUGACCAUUCCUCUUCUGGCCACAGAYGUGACCUGUGCUGGCCCAGGGGCACACAAGGGAAGGAGCGUGGUUUUCUUGGAUCUGUAUACCUGUGAGCUGGACACGUCCUAUUUGAUCCUGUAUGCUCUGUCAGCUUCAASCRUCCUUGGCCUUAUGGUGGUGGCMGUGAUGAGCCAUCUCUACUUCUGGGACGUGUGGUACAGUUACCAUUACUGCACGGCCAAGCUCAAGGGCUAUCGGCGCCUGUCUGCACCAGAUGUGUGCUACGAUGCCUUCAUUGCCUAUGACAGUGAAGAUCCAGCUGUGAAUGAGUGGGUGCUGCAAGARCUGGUUGAGAGGCUGGAAAACCAAAAAGCCAGGCAGUUCAAUUUAUGCCUGGAAGGAAGGGACUGGCUCCCAGGACAGCCAGUCCUUGACAACCUUUCCCAGAGCAUUCAGCUGAGCAAAAAGACCAUCUUUGUGCUGACCAAGAGAUAUAUUAAAAGUGGCAGCUUCAAGACAACAUUUUACAUGGCUCAUCAGCGGCUUCUAGAUGACAAAAUGGAUGUCAUUAUCUUGAUAUUUCUUGAGAAGGUUUUGCAGAAGUCCCGUUAUGUCCGGCUGAGGAAGAGGCUGUGCAGAAGUUCUGUCUUGGAAUGGCCAACGAAUCCUCAGUCUCAGCCCUACUUCUGGCAGUGCCUGAAAAAUGCCAUAGCCACAAGCAAUUUGCURGCUUACARCAAGCUUCUGCAAGAUACGGUUUAGCUUUACUCUCUUUAUAGAUAUUGUUAUGAUGCACAAAAUCAAAAGUUCAUGAGCCAAAGAUGCUAAAUGUCAUUUGCAGAGACUGUUGGAGCAUGAAGAGAAAACUGUUUUAUGUUAUCCCCCAAAAUUAAAUGCACAAUUAGUUCAAAAUCCAAUAAUUCAUUUAUGCUCUGACUAAUUUGUACUGAAACUGUUGCCAGAACAGAUGUCKAGCUGACCUACUCCUUGCUUUACACUGAUUCCUUCGCAGCAAGGGAAGAUGCUAAAAUGGGAAUGUAUAUGAAAUCAGGUUCAGURGGGUGUGCAGGCUGCUGUGUGAAAGCAGGAGGGGGAGCAGGAGAGCAGAGAGGAAGAGGAAUAGGCAGAAGGCAGAUGCAGAAAAUCAAGUAAACCAAGGAGGAAGUGAGAAGAGGCAAAGAAAGGUCAAAGUAAGGAAGCUAAAAAGAAAARUGUGGAAAAGGUGUUAAGAAAGGAGUAUAAUGCAGCUAUGUUAGAGCAUAGUAGAAGUUUAGAAGCAUUUACUGCUAAUUUGCAAAUAACUUUUUCACUUUGCCUUUCACCUGCCUUCUGGACUGUUGGCUGAGCUGGCUCCUCCCUGAAGACUGAGGGCUCCUCUCUCAUGUUGUACUUUCAGUUUAAGGAGCUKAGCUUCUUCAUUUCCACCCAAGUCCUGAGUGACCACCCAUUCUGUAUUAGCUGUGUGUCAGCUGCUCCAGCCAGGGUGGGGGCCUGAGGACAUAUCUCCACCUGCUCAGCCWUCCUCCAGAUGUAAACCUAGAUAGAAUGUGGAAGUGCAAAGCCUGUAAGAUCAAUUCACACAAGGAAAGCUUCUCUCUCACUAUUUCUCUAGCUGUGCUGUGGUGCUCCAGAGCAGCCUUAAGCCYGCCUUCAUCUCUUUGUUCACCAGGCAUGUACCUCUCCCACAGCAGCUGAUGGGGCACCACUGAACACUUGAGAUAGGAAUGGGUCUGACUAUAGAGACAUCCCRAAAACAGGAAGAAACAUUGCUUAGGAACAAAAAAUGCCCGAGUCUUUCCCCACUCUGUUUCGCAGUACAGACUAAUUGAACACAUGACAGUAUUUAAAAUGAAACCUUUUGUAAUGGAGUCAAACCAGAAACCUCUGAGUGUGACACGGGCAGGUUCUCUGCUUGAUGUAAUGAUGUCUGUUUUGGGAGAAGCAGCACAUUCUCACCUCGCUGGGCACUUCUGUUUGCAGCAGUCUGGGCAGCUUCUCUCCUGUUGCUCAAAGCCCUUUUUCUUUUCUGGUGAAUAAUCUUGGUGACAUCUCUGGCUGAUGGGGAACUGUCACUGUCAACUGCAUUCAACUUGCUUAUUCAGAUGUUACCUGCAUUUCUUCACCUAAGUGUUCUGACUGGUUCUUUUUAAAAUACCUCCUUUUUUUUUUUUAUUUGUAGGCAACAAGACAGACCAAAAAAAGAAACACAAAYAAAGAAAAUGAAAGUUCAGAUAAUAAUAUUACAGAUAAGAAGGGUUUCUUUUCUCUCAAUUUGUCACAAUAUUUUUACUGAUUAAAUACAGAAGUAGGAAAAAGAUGAGGGCCUGGUUAAAAACUGGGAAAUCUACAGUUAUAUUUUAACAAUGUGUAUUUCUAGUGGUGUUGUUGGUAAGCCUAAACACCCUGUAUGUCUAAAUAUGAUAACAUGAACUGUAAUGACUCUCUCCUUAAGGUAAUGCUUGAAACAGGAAUCUCUGUUCCCCAGUUAUUCACACAACCUCUCUCUCUGCCUCCUCACAAAAUGUCUGUUUGUAGCAGAUCCUCUUUCUCAGCCUUGUUGAUUAGGGCAGGAGCACCAGGUCCCUUAGCCUUUCUGAGGCUGAGGRGAGAGGUAUUUUCUCCUCUUCCAUUGAGCAGCAUGCACAGGGUGGGUAUGAAAUUAGUAUGUAUUGAUACAGGUACUAAGGGAGCUGACUAGAAAAGUAUCCUCCUUGAUWUUUUUCUUGCUAACAAGAAGGCCUCAUGUGUGAAGUGGUGAUUGGUGAACAUUUUGGACCAUGAAGCAGUUGAAUUUAAAAUAUCUGGUGACAGGAAGAAAAUAGCCAGCAAAACUCUGCAUGUGAGAAGAGUAGMCUUCAGGCUGCUCAGGGAACUAGUUUGUAAGGUCCCUUGGGAAAAUGUUUUUGAAGAUGCUGGGAUCUACCAGUAUGGUCACAUUUUAAACACCACCUUCCCAGAGCACAGGAAGGUAAAAUUCCAAAAUGUUGGAAGUAAAAUCAGUGAGGCAGAGAGCUGGCUUGGCUGACCAGGGAUCUUUUUCUGGAGCUAAGGCAGAUAAAAGAAAGUGUAUAGCCAGUGAAAGAAAGGUUGGGUGACUUGGGAUGAUGUUGUGGUUUAACCCCAACUAGCAAUUAAGCACCACACAAUCACUCACUCAUUUCUCCCCCACCCUGGGGAGAUGAGGAGGAGACUCAGAAAAGUAAAAUUUCCUGAUUGAGAUAAGAACAAACAGCUUGUAAUAGCUGAAAUGAAAUAGUUCAACUUAACAGUUGAAAUGAGGUAAAAUACAGUAUUGCAACAACACCAAUAAUAAUAAAAAGGGAASAGAGAGAGAGCCCAUGAAUAACAAGCAAUGCACAAUAGAACAGCUCACCAUCUGCUCACCAAUGMAAAGCCCAUCUCCAAACCACAAUUAGACCCCUUUCUGUGUAACUGCAGCAGUUUAUAUACUGGGCAUGACAUUCUGUGGUACAAGAUAUCCCUUUGACCAGUUCAGGUCAGCUGUCCCAGCUGUGCUCAUUCACACCUUCCUAUGUACUCCUUUUGGCAGAGGUUGGAGCUCUCCCUUUUUAGUCUCAUGGAAAGGCACUUCAGACUACUAUGGGUGAUAACAGGACUGGAYGAGCAACAGGAGGAAAGAGCAGAUGCUCCACUUGCUCACUCUGUGGGCAGCUGUCCCAUGAACCAAAAUUAAGAGGGAGAAACUGAGAGUCCCAYAACCCAAAUCCUGCCACAAGCAGCUCCCUCUUAACCAAGAGGAGACAGGCUGUCCCCAGGGAGUCCCAGCGGAGAUACCCUUCCUUCUGUAUGAUCCUGCACUUAGGGCUGAGGGAAUGCUGCUAGAAACGGAUAGUGUGAAUGCCUCCACCUUGUCCAAAUCUCCAGUUUAGACUGUCCUUUCAUGAGAAAACCUGCUGCAGACUCACAAAUGCUCUCUAAUAUUUUUCAUUGGGAAAAAUAAAGCCCACAGCUUUGGCCUCCAGACUCAACCAUUUUCUCAUACCUACCUUCACAGAUUUUUCUGAUUCUGUUGCAGGACAGAGGACUCAGACAGGACUUUACAUAAACUUAUGAAGAUYGUUUCAUUGGCAAUUCUCCUAACUAGUCCUCUUUGGCUGGAGGUAGGGUUAACAUUUCACUGAGUGUAAGCUUGAGAAGGAUGACCAAAGACAGUGAUUGUAGGACAAGGGAAAUUCUACAGACCCAAAAACCAUUUAAAUGAAAGGUGAACUAAUGAGGAUAGCAUGAAACAAGCACUUAAUACCUCAUCGCCUUGUGAAUUUAUUAGGUUCUUUCCCUCUCAUUUCCAAGUCUUCCUCUGAUUGUCUUUAACUAUGAUUUGUUAUAAAUUUUUGAUAUCCUGAAUGUUGUGCAGGGGGAAAAAAGUCUGAAAUUAUAUUAACUCCUGCUCAUGAAUUCCUGAUUACUGCAAUAAUUUACAACUUCUCUCUCCUUCUCUCCCUUUUCCUCUGUGUCUUGUCUCUCCAUUUCAAUUAGUUGUCAUGCUACAGCAAAACACAGUAGCUGUUGCACCUUUGUUAUACAAUGCUACUGUUUUUCAGGGUCAGAAUUGUUAAAUUUCUUAUACUAUAACUGAAUGGAAAAUGCAUGUUGGCUGAACAAAACAUUACAAAUUGGAGUAUGAGAUGAAGGGAUUGAGUGCACCUUUGGAGAAUUUGCAGAUGACACCAGGGUGAGUGGUGUGGUUGGUGCAAGGUGAUGCAUCUGGAUCAGGGCAACCCUCUGGGGGAUGAACAGAUUGAGGGCAGGCCCGCCGAGAAGGACUUGGAGGUGCUGGUGGAUGAGAGGCUGGACAUGAGGCAGUAAUGUGGACUUGUAGCCCAGAGAGCCARAAGUGUUCUGGGCUGCAUCAAAAGCAGCGAGGCCAGCAGGGCGAGGAAGGGGAUUCCACCCCUCUACUCUGCUCUGCAAGAACUGGGAUUGUUCAGCCUGGGGAAGAAASGCUUUGGGGUGACCUAAAUGUGUUCUUCCAGGACCUGAAGAGAGCCUACAAUAAGAUGGAGAAGGACUUUUUAUAAGGGUGUGUAGUGACAGGACAAGGGGGAAAUGGCAUCAAACUGAAAGAGAGCAUAUUUAUUUUAGAUUUUAGGAAGAAAUUCUUUUUGUGAGGGUGUCAAGGCCCUGGAAGAAGGUUGUGGAUGUUCAAGGCCAGAUUGGAUGAGGCCCUGAGUAACCUGGUCUAGUGGAAGGUGUCCCUGCCCCUGGCUGUGGGGUUGGAAGUGGUUGAUGUUUAAGGCCUCUUCCAACUCAAGCCAUUCUAUUGUAUGAUUGGAAAACUGGAAUCUGAGAUUGAUGUAUUCAUAUCUUGAAGAAGAGUAUUGUUGAGACAGUUAUUUCUUCCUGAAUCCUCACAUUCCUCUGCCUGSUCAUCACCACAUGUCCGUCCACCCAUCACAUGGGCAUAACGAUUUUACUUUUUAUUUUUCAUAACACAGUGUUCUCCUCCCUUAUUUCACUUUCACUUCCUAUUUUAGGGGGAUAUUUUUCUACAGAGCAAACAAACUGACUCAACAUUAAUCUCAAAUAUCUACAKUCUCUUUAGUCAUUAUGUUUUGCUCUCAUUUCAGACAGCAAAAUAGCUCAUGCUAGCUAUCUAGUAUGAGAUAUUUUGUCUGCAUGUGCAUUAAAUAAAAGCACAUCCAGGAAACAGUUCAUACCAUUCUACAAUGAUACUGAAGACACGCAUUGCAUAUUCAGACACAUUUCUUCAUCUCACUGCAGUAAAACAACUGCAYUGUUUUGUUGUUUCUACAAGUAAACAGUUCUCUCCUUCAGCAURAAUUAAUAUCUUUUUUUUCUUAAUUAUGUUAAGUGGUUUGAGUAAUCUUUCAUUUGCAUGGUUGUCACAAUGUUGUGUAGAAAUACCCAUGCUAGAGAAUUGCAUUGUGUUGCAGGUUUAUUGCUGCAUGUGAUACAGCUGUUAAUGUAAAUAAAUUUUGAUUUAUCAUUGU
Molecule: messenger RNA, 8120 nt
Organism: Malurus melanocephalus (red-backed fairy wren)
Lineage: Eukaryota; Metazoa; Chordata; Aves; Passeriformes; Maluridae
Product: toll-like receptor 7
Exons: 2
Coding region: 106-2910 (934 amino acids)
Biological process (GO): toll-like receptor signaling pathway; canonical NF-kappaB signal transduction; toll-like receptor 7 signaling pathway
Cellular component (GO): plasma membrane
Molecular function (GO): pattern recognition receptor activity; protein binding
Source: RefSeq, a predicted model, not a curated record